Cephus cinctus (wheat stem sawfly) is the source of this 994-nucleotide messenger RNA. RefSeq lists its product as uncharacterized. Gene Ontology annotation, biological process: hemocyte migration. The transcript has 3 exons. The coding region runs from base 16 to 570 and encodes 184 amino acids. Lineage: Eukaryota; Metazoa; Arthropoda; Insecta; Hymenoptera; Cephidae. Gene Ontology annotation, cellular component: membrane. The record is from RefSeq and is a predicted model, not a curated record. Gene Ontology annotation, molecular function: growth factor activity.
CGGUAGGAUGUUAGUAUGGCGGAAUGGUGGGCGGCCGGUGUUGCUGCUUCGAGGAUGAAAGUUGCAUAUAUAGAAAGAAUUCAGAUCCGAGUAGUCACAAGUCACGGAUCUUGGAUCAGGCGCCAGGUUGGAACCGUGUCCGUUAAAACUUCCCCUGACACAAUAAUGACGAUAAGAUUCUUGUUGCUAAUGGCCAUUGGAUUUAUUAGCUGCGGUUUGGCAAAGCAUCAUAGAGACAUUGGUUUUCUAAAUCACGUUCAACUGGUGCAUCAAUUUCGCUGUUCGUUGCCACAGCCUAGAGCUGUUCCUGUAGAAGAACUUCUCAGUGUGGGUCCUUCUCCGGAUGAAAUAUUUUAUCCUGCUUCUACGGUUCUUGCGCGAUGUGGAGAUUCGGGAUGCUGUCCAAAUGCAAGCCAAGUCUGUGCUCCCAUAGAGACCAGGAACGUCAGUCUUGUUUUUAUGGUGAAACACUUGAUCGAUCGACAACGGGAUCGUCACCACGAAAUCAUCCACGCUCUGGAGCACACCAGGUGCGGCUGCGUAGACUCCAAUGAUGCCGCGCUAAAUUAAAGGCUACCUUUCGUAGAACGAGCUAUUCUCUCGAAAACCUCAUUUCAAAGUAGCUAACGAUGCAUCUUAAUAGUUUCUUAGUACAGAGGAAGAUAAUAUUGUGCGCACAAACUGCCUUCGACUAUCACUAGUAAUCGUCAACAGAGUCUGAUCUCAAAUUAAUCAUUUAAUUGUAGUAUUCAUAAGUGGAAUGAUCCAUAAACACGUAGAUUUAAAAAAUAGAAUUAUCAAUAUGUAUUAUAAGCUUUGAUUAUAGACAAAUAAUUAUUUUUUAAGAAGCUUAGAAUAUCCUAAUCAUUAAUAUUCAAUACAGAGAAUCGGUAUUCGUGUCUGUGAUAUUCUGUAAUACGUAUCGUCAUCACGCAUCGUAUGUUUCAUUUGUUUUAAAUCAUUAAUCGAAUACAGAUCACUCUUACUAUUUAAA